Messenger RNA from Lucilia cuprina (Australian sheep blowfly), 3942 nucleotides. RefSeq names its product myb-like protein I (gene dac). The record is from RefSeq and is a predicted model, not a curated record. The transcript is spliced from 11 exons. Lineage: Eukaryota; Metazoa; Arthropoda; Insecta; Diptera; Calliphoridae. Bases 121 to 3642 code for a protein of 1173 amino acids.
AAAAAAUUAAAAAAAAGUGUUAAAAUUAAAUUUUCCAUAAACAGUGAUAAAGUGUUGCAAAAAAAAAAAAAAAUAAAAGAAUAAAAAAAAUAAUGUCUUUAAAGACAUUUUCAAAAUAUAAUGAAUUCAAACUGUGAUAACACAAGAUAUCUGAAUAUAAGUGAAAAACAACAAAGCUCAACAAAUGGUUUGGACUAUGAAAAGUCGACCUCGGCAUUAAUAAAUUUCAAACGUGAAUAUCUUUAUAACGCCACUAAGAAAGCGGCAAUGAACAAUACGAGCAACAGCAACAACAGUAAUAAUAAUAAUAAUAAUAAAAAUACAAUUUUAAUCAAUAACAACAACAACAAAAGUCCUUUACAUCAAAAACUUAGUCCUACACAUUAUAGUAAUAUUAUCAAUAAUAAUAACAACAACAACAACAAUAAUAAUAAUCUUAUAAUGAAUUCAGCCACUAUGCUGAUGCAUCAUCAGCAACAACAACAACAACAGCAGCAACAACAAAACGGUGGACGUGAUAAUAGCAGUAGUCGUGGUACUGAUCGAGGUGAUGAACGUCCCAAUGGUAGAUCUUCACAUACCGGUCGUGGUUCCAGUUGUUCACCAGCUUCUUCACCUACACGUCAUCCUAAUGCUGUCAGUCCUGUUACUUCCCUUAAUCACUCAAUGAUGCAACAAAUGCAACAACAACAUCAUCAAUUAAGCCCACCACCACAUGUGGGUGGUGUACCCACACCGAAUGGUUUACCUGCCGGUCUACCACCACGUAUGCCCCAUGGUCUGCCACCCCAUUCGUUGGGUUUGCUCAAUUCUCUACAAAUGAUGCAUCAUGCCUCACCAUUAGAACUCAUGGCGGCGGCUCAUCAUCAUGUACCACCACGCACCUAUAAUAGCCCGCCACCCAUUUCCACCUCAGAUCCCAGUGCCAAUGAAUGUAAAUUGGUCGAGUAUCGUGGUCAGAAAGUUGCCGCUUUUAUAAUAAGCGGUGAGACCAUGUUGUGUCUGCCGCAGGCUUUUGAAUUGUUUCUCAAACAUUUAGUCGGUGGCCUACAUACGGUGUAUACGAAACUGAAGCGUUUAGACAUUGUGCCGUUGGUGUGCAAUGUUGAACAGGUGCGAAUAUUGCGCGGUUUGGGUGCCAUACAACCGGGGGUGAAUCGUUGUAAGCUGUUGUCGUGCAAAGACUUUGAUAUACUGUAUCGUGACUGUACAACUGCCAGAUGUUUAUCGAUCAAACCACCAGAGAGUAACUCUCUGCAAUUCCGCAGUUCCAGACCGGGUAGACCGCCAAAACGUGGACCUGUGGGAUUAUCCUUGCCACCCACCCAUCUCAGCCAGCAUCCACAAUUGAAAAAACAUCGUCUUGAUAAUGGAGAUUAUCCCUAUGAGAAUGGUCAUAUAACAGAUAUGAAUCGUUUGGAAAAAUCUCCUCUCUUAGCCAAUGGCUAUAAUCCCCCGCCUAUUAAUCAUAUGGCAUUUAUGCAAAUGAAUCAUCAUCCCGGUUCUGCUCUUAUGUCACCCGGUAUGCCUCCUCAUGGUCUACAUGCCCGUCCCGACAGUCAAAUGUUAAAGGCAGCCGCUCAAAGUGGUAUGUCGGCAGCAAAUAUGGAUGCUUUAGCUAGAUCCGGUAUAUGGGAGAAUUGUCGGGCAGCUUAUGAAGAUAUUGUUAAACAUUUGGAAAGACUUCGCGAAGAGCGUACCGAUGAACGUCAACAAAUGAGUGGAGUUGGUGGCGGCGUUAUUGGUGGUGAACAAAAGCCCCGAGAUUUAAGUUCACGUAACUGCUCUCCCAAUCGUCAAAGUCCUGUGUUAAAUCUUUCCAAAUCGGGUGGUAAUACCGAUCAGGGUAGCAAUUGUGAUGAGCGUAGUGAACGUAGUGAUAUGCAUUCCCCAGCCCAUUCGGUACGUGAUGAUAGUAUAGAACGCAACAGUGGUCGUAGUGUUGGCGAUAUAGGUGGUGGUAAUGGCACCCAUAUGGAUGAAGAUGAAGAUAUUGAAAAUCUAAGUGAUGACAAUGUAUCGGAAGUUGAUGAAAGAAUGGGCAAAGAUGAUGAAGAUUUAAGUGAUGUUGAACGCGAUAAUCAUUCUCCUGCCUCACAACGUCAUCAGCGCGCCCACAAUAUGCCCCAUCAUAAUGCCUCGCUGGUGAGUUCAGUAGAUCGUGUUUCGGUGAAUGUUUUAAGCGAUCACGAUCCUACUCAUCCAGCUUUGCAACAUGGUUCUCCCUCUCAUAGUGCAGCCGUGGCUGCGUUGCAACAUCAACGUGCUUUAAAUUACUCCACAUUGGCGGCGGCAGCAGCUGCAGCCAAUGGUGGUGCUAAUGGUCCUUCACUACCCGUGUCCGGCAGUGGUGGUGCUCUAACACCCAACGAAGCUUUAUUGGCAGCAAGUGAUGCUUCCACAGCAGCUGCGGCCUUAGCAGCAGGAGGUCUUACUCUCGGCCCACUGGCCAUGGAUCCUGGUGUACCCUCUUCCACCGAAACCUUAUUGCGUAAUAUACAAAGUCUUUUGAAGGUGGCGGCAGAUAAUGCACGUCAACAGGAACGAGCCAUAAGUUAUGAAAAAGCUGAAUUAAAAAUGGAUGUUUUACGCGAACGUGAAGUUAAAGACUCAUUAGAAAGGCAAUUAGUUGAUGAGCGGAAAUUAAGAGUACUCUAUCAAAAACGUUAUAGACGUGAACGUAAAAUGCGUAUACGUUAUCAAACACAAAUCGAGGGUGGCAAACGUAAAUCACCAAAUGCGGGUGGUGUAAAUACCAGCAAUAUGGCCUCAAAUCUAAGCGGCAACAACAAUAAUAACAACAACAGCAGCAACAACAAUAAUAAUAAUAAUAACAACAGUAGCAGCAAUAAUAAUAACAACAACAAUAAUAAUAAUAACCACAAUACAUCAUCAUCAACAAAUUCCAAUAAUAGUGUUAAUGACGAUGUCCGUUCAAUAGAUUCCACCUCAUUGCACAGCAAACACAGUGGCAGUAUUUCGGAUUUAACAAGAAAAUCAGAACAAGAUAAUGAUGGCAAACAAAGUGAAAAGUCUGAUAAAUCUUCAAUGUCCUCAAUAAACUCGCAUCAUUCACAAGCGCCACAACAACAACAGCAGCAACAACAUUCACUUCUUCCUCCUCAACAACAGAGUGAUGAUCAUCAUCAUCAACAGUCACAACGCCAUUUACGUCAUCAUUCGGAAAGUCCUAGCUUUAAGCGUGAACCUCAAUCCGAUCAUGAAGGUGAUAAUCAUUCUUCAAUCCCUCAUCAUGCUCAUCAUAAUCGUGCUCUCAGCGAUAGUGGUCGUCACUCGUCGUCGGAUCGUCUUAAUGAUCGUGAUCAUGAUGAUGAACGUCGUUCUAGCGAUCGUGAAAGUAAUCGUCCUCCUUCAUCUCAAGCCGAAAAUAGUUUGGCUGUUGCUGCUGCUGCCGCGGCGGCUGCAGCUGCUAACGGUAAAGGCCAAUGGCAAUAUCCAGGCAUUGAUCUUAUGGCUACUGGGGCUUUUUGGCAAAAUUAUUCGGAAUCUUUGGCCCAAGAAAUUGAAUUGGAACGUAAGACCCGUUCCGCCAAUGCAGAACGUGAUGUUAAAAGUCCAUUGGCUGAAAGACAAGCGGCGGCCUAUUAUAAAAAUUCCGUACUAUUUGGCAGUGCAAAUUAAAUAUAAAAAAGGUAUUUAACAAACUUUAUUAAAAAAGGACUUUUUAGUGAAACAAAAUAGAAAUAAAGGCGUUUAAGUAAAAACAAAAAUUAUGAUCUCAAAGUGCAAUUGUGGUGGAAAAAAGGAGAUUUAUAAAUUAAAAAAAGGACAUUUUAUUAUAGCAAAACAACUAAAUUAGUUGACCCCCAAAUUAAAAUAGUAAAUAAAAAAAAUGAAAAAAAAAAUUUGCUUCAAAGUAAGAAAACUGGAUUUUAGCAAAAUAUUUAAUAUAAAACUGUAAAUAGCAAUUUUGAAAAAUUU